Molecule: messenger RNA, 6326 nt
Organism: Sardina pilchardus (European sardine)
Lineage: Eukaryota; Metazoa; Chordata; Actinopteri; Clupeiformes; Clupeidae
Gene: pard3ba
Product: par-3 family cell polarity regulator beta a
Exons: 23
Coding region: 897-4697 (1266 amino acids)
Biological process (GO): establishment of cell polarity; establishment or maintenance of epithelial cell apical/basal polarity; microtubule cytoskeleton organization
Cellular component (GO): cell cortex; adherens junction; apical junction complex
Molecular function (GO): phosphatidylinositol binding; protein binding
Source: RefSeq, a predicted model, not a curated record
CAUCACUCUAGCAACCUCUAGGGUGCUGUCAGUCCGCGUUCCCAAACAAAGUUUACAUCGGGAUUGUUUUCAUUUCUAUGCUGGAUGGAUAUAGAAGAUUUUUUGAAACCCCAACUGUUCCGCUGAGUCCACAAAGCUAGAGGAAUUAGAGGGCUACUUUUUUCUGUUUUAAAAAUAUGUCACGGUCAAUUGGAUUGAAACCAACGUGAGCUUGUUGGAAAAGACAAGGAAGUAAAAUCUUCGGAAUUCCACCAACUUCACCUGUCCAUGUCCAAUCAUUGCUGAUGAAGACUAGUGGCGGAUGUCUACUGGAGAAUAAGGAAUCCAGAAAAGUAUUGUCACAUCUGUCGAAACGUUGGCUACUCUGUCUCUUUUAGUUUCCUUCGUGUUGGUUACAUUGUUACUGGAACUUUCCCGUGUUUUGUGUUCUACAGACUGUAUCUCCAUUGACUGAUAAGACACACAUAGUUAUCAACAAGUGGUUGUGUUGCAUUGUGAUCUACAACAAUAGAAACUUUGGACCAUCACUCCUGAGUUUCUUAUGGUCACUUCUGUGGCUUAGCUUCCGCUUUCAUAAACCUGACCGCUUGGAUAGUAAUGAGAUAGCAUUGUUGGACCCGCGUGUAUCCUACUUUACCUACCUCUCCACGGUUUCAGGCACUGAGGACUGAGUUCAAAUUUUCAAAACUAUUUUCCCAAUAGCCAACAGUGUGCAACGUUAGGUGAGUCAACACAAUCAUUUUCGAGGCUGAUUUCACCUCGUCAGUGACACCUGUUGCUAUUCCGUGAGCGUCAGGUAGCUGCUAGUGAGAAGCCUACACGACUGAAACUGGUGUUAUAAGUUUACUCAUGUAGAUUCUAAACACGUUGUAAGGAUAUCGCAUGUGAACGGCGACAUGAAAGUAACCGUGAAUUUCGGAAGAACUCGCGUAGUUGUUCCAUGCAAGGAUGGCUGGUUUGUACGGGAUCUUAUGGAACAGGCUACCCAAAGAUACAGGAAGAUUGCCGAACAGGAUGGGGAGGUGCGCGUGCGGACACACCACGUGGAGUACGCCGACGGGGGGAUCCUGGACCCAGAUGACAUGCUGACUGACCUGGUGGAGGACCGCGACAAGCUGGUUGCAGUGUUUGAGGAGCUCGACGUCCAGCAGAGGGCAGCGGUGAGCCCGGGGGGCAGCGUGGCGUCCGGACGCUCCAGCUCCCCUGAACGGCCCGACCCGGAGAUCAGCGCUCUGAUGCCGGCCAGCGGCAGUGAGAUCGAGGUGACCAGCUCAGCCCUCAAGUCCAAUACUCCUCUGUUGGUGCGGAGCAGCAGUGACUCAGCUCUGGCCGUGCCACAGGAGCUGGAGGUCCCAGAUCCCAGACGCAGCCCUGACAGCAGCCCGCCACCCCCGCCCCCAGCCCUGGCACCGCCCCCACCCCCAGCCCUGGUCCUGGCCCCGGCCCCAGCCACGGGGGACAGCCAUGCUGCUGUGAGCCAGCCCCAGAGUAAGGGUGGAGCCAUGGAGAGAAUGAGGAACCCCAAGAUCCACCACAGUACCAUGACAAGGACAGUGGAGUUCUCAGGAGAUCUGGGACCGCUGGGAAUCAAAGUGGUGCCAUACUGCUCCUCGCUCAGCGGAAGGUCCCUCGGUCUUCAUGUGUGUGGGCUAGAGGAUAGCGGCCGCGCCAAAAGGGAGGGCAUCUUUCAGGAGGACGAGUGUAUCGUCCAGAUCAAUGACACUCCGCUAAUGGACAAGUCAUUCACCCAGUCGCAGGAGGUCUUCAGGCAGGCGAUGACCGCUCCCUCUCCGGUGCGUUUGGAGGUGCUGCCCCUGUCCAACAAGCUGCGCUACGAGAAGAGCCUGAUCAGCCAGCUGUUCACCGGCGACGGCUCCGGCGCGGAGAACUUUGCCAAACCCCGCAGCCCUCUGCUGCUGCGCCCCAAGCUGGAGGCCCUGCGAGAGACCCCCGACGCCACGCCGCCCCCUCGCUCCCCAGAUCUGCCCGCCGCCGCUCCCGCCGUCGCCCCCGGCCCAGCUCCAGCACCAGCCCCUGUUGCCCCGGUUGUUCCCCCGGUUGUUGCCCCUGCCCCUGUGCGGGCCGCCACCCCUCAGAGGGAGGAGCCCCCGGUCAGAAGCACCCCCGAGCUGCCGCGCUCCGCCUCGUCCACGCCGCCCCGGGCCUCCUCGGCCUCGCCCACGCUGGCCAAGGGCCGCAGCGACAGCCCCCUGUCCAAGAAGGGCCCCGCCGGGCUCUCCACGCUGGUCAACCUGGCCAACAAGAAAGGAGGGAAGAAGAUGAAGAUCGACCUGAAGAAAGGCACUGAAGGUUUGGGUUUCACCGUGGUGACGCGGGACUCCUCGGUGCACGGCCCCGGGCCCAUCCUGGUCAAGAGCAUCCUGCAAAAAGGCGCCGCCAUCAAAGAUGGACGGCUGCAGUCGGGCGACCGCAUCCUGGAGGUGAAUGGCGUGGACAUCACAGGGCGCACUCAGGAGGAGCUGGUGGCCAUGCUGCGCAGCACCAAGCUGGGGGAGAGCGUCUCCAUGGUGGUGGCCCGGCAGGAGGAGAUGUUCCUGCCCAGAGAACUGAAAGGGGAGCAGACAGGUGUGCCACUGUCGGAGGAGGGUCGGGAGCAGCUGAUGUUCGAGGUGCCCCUGAGUGACUCCGGCUCGGCUGGCCUUGGGGUCAGCCUCAAAGGCAACAAGUCCCGCGAGACCGGUGAGGACCUGGGCAUCUUCAUCAAGUCCAUCAUCCAUGGAGGAGCCGCCUAUAAGGACGGCCGGCUGCGCGUGAACGACCAGCUCAUGGCCAUCAACGGCGAGUCGCUGGUGGGCCGCUCCAACCACGACGCCAUGGAGACGCUGCGGCGCUCCAUGUCCAUGGAGGGCAACCUGCGCGGCACCAUCCAGCUGCUGGUCUCGCGCUCCUCCCCCGCCCAGGAGCCCGUGGAGGUCAUGUCCAAUCAGAAUCUGCGCCCCGAGAGUCCUCAGCUCAGUCAGCCGCCGAUGGUUGUCAACAGCAUUUACGACAGUGCGCCAGCAUCUCUUCGAUCCUCCAAUGGCAGUUAUGAGCCUCCGGAGGAAGACUAUGAUGAUGGGGGUUUCCCCCCUCCUCCGUCACACCUGAUGGUGGAAUCCAACAUGCCUCAGGCCACAUAUGAUGCAGAGAGGGGGCCCAGAGAACACUCACCCUACUCAUCUUAUCGGCUGCCUGAGCAACAACCACAGAGCCUACCCAACUACAACAGGAACUCCAAGAGCAUGGACCUGGUGCCCGAUGAGAGCAACGUUGGAUCUCUGGCCGGACCUGCUGCAGGUGCUGCAGCCGGUGCCGGCGAGGCGCUCGGGCCGGGCCUGGGCCUGCAGAAGUCCAGCUCCCUGGAGAGCCUGCAGACGGCCAUGGCCGAGGUGGGCAAGGCGGAGGUGCCCUUCCACCGGCCCGCCACCCACAUGGUGCGCGGCCGCGGCUGCAACCAGAGCUUCCGCUUCGCCAUCGACAAGUCCUACGACGGCCCUUCGGAACCUGACGACGACGACUACUCCGACGAGACCUCUGGCGGAGACACGCCCAGCCAGGAGCUGGACGACGGAGGGAAGAAGAAAAAGAAGAAGAAAAAGAAGGACAAGAAAAAAGACAAAAGCAAAUCGGACGACCCGGAGAAGAAGCCCAAGAGGAAAUUCGGUUUACUCAGGUUCGGGAAGAAAAACAAAGACAAGGCUAAAGGCAAGCUUGAAGCUCUGAGUGAGGAGGAAUUGGACCGCAAGACUGAAGGCUCAAGGAGUGAGGUGGACAGCCCCACUCCAGACCGGGUCCUGCUGCCGGACGUGGAGGACGACGACCUGGACCCCAACUACGCCCGCAUCAACAACUUCCGCCAGCCGCCUGUGUCCGCCGCCGCUGUCGCCCAGUCCCCUUACCUGGCGCACGCCCCCUCCCCCACCCUCGCCCAUGUCCCCUCACACAGCCGGGAGUCGUCCAGCGAGGACCCGCGCGAGGGCCUCUACGCCAAGGUCAACAAGCAGAGAGCCCCACCCUCGGCCGUGACGGACAGUAAUGGGGAGCGGUUGCAGCAGAUCAGGCGAGACCUCCAGCACAUGCGCUCAGCUCCGGCUUACGAGGAGGUGGAGUCUCUCCGUCGGCCCCCGCAGGACUACGACCCCUCACGGAUUCCAAUGAGUGCUGCUGACCAGCGGAUGGCUCCCAGAUAUGAAGAUGUGUAUGCUCACCAAAGGCGGAUGCCAGCGGUGGACGAUCGCGCUCCGCAGCCCUAUUCCCCUAAGAGGGAUCCGGCCAGGUACCCGGCCCCCGCGCCGCAGUACAACUACCCGCCGCAGCGCGAGACCUACCAGCUCAACUACCAGCCGUCCUACCCGCUGCGCGAGAGCUACUCCAUGCCCGACAGCUACCCCGGGCGGCAGGUGCAGCAGGCGCCGGGGUCUCCGCGGCUGCCCGUGCCGCGCUCGGCCGAGCUGGAGCGCCGCUACCGGCCCUCGCCCGCCUACCCGUCGCCGCCGCCCGUCCACCGGGUGCCGCUGCGCCAGGACGUGCCGCCCUCGUCCUCGCCCACGCUGGCGCUCCGCGGCGCGCCGCGCUACGAGCAGGUGGCGCGGGGAGGGUACCGCACGGCCAGCCCCGACCGCUACGGAGCGUACGGAGAGGCCAGCGCACAUCCGCAGGACCCGCGGCAGAAGAACUCGCUCAUCGGGGCCGUGUAGAGAGAGGAGGGAGGAGAGAGAGAUUGUUACCAUGUGAUAAUAUAGCAGUAUGUUAAUAUGAACAGUUGUUUUGUGGGCAUGUCUGUGUGUGUGUUUGAGAAAGAGAGAAAGAAAGAAAGAAAGACAGAAAGAAGGGAACAAAUGAACAGAUGGGAUUUGAGAAUGAUGGAGGGAUGGAGAGAGAUGGAGAGAAGAGAGGUCAGAGAGGGUCAGUAGCCCACACUGGAUGGCCUGAGUGUUCGUGUCCUGCACUUGUGCGUCUGGGUAUGCGUUUGCAUCAGUGGUGUCUUGACUGUGACCCCCUUGAGAAUUGUCUCAAAAUGCAUGCAUUUCCCUCGCUCAGGUGUGUGCGUUUACUGUAUGUUAUAUAGACUUAUAGAUUUGUUUUGCCACAUAAAUGCGUCAUCUUAAAUGUGUACUUUAUCUCUUGGUCUGUUGGGUCUCUCGUGUGUAAGCUGUGAAUUAAUCAUCAAACCAUACCGAUACUGCCAAUGAAUCUCAUGUUUUUAAGUCUGUGCCAAUGUAGUUUUGUUGUGUACUGAGACAACAAACAAAUGAACAUAAACGCAUCCUUUAAGAACUUACAAUACUAUCGGUGCCUUAAUCAGCCUGUACAGUGUGAUGGAAUUGUGUACAUACAGUAGUUCUAUGUUUGUGUAAUCGGGAAAGGUCUAUGUUAUAUAAGGUGGUGUUUAUUUUAGGUUUAGUUCUAUAAAUGUAACAAGCCAACAAUGUUGUUUCCUACUGUUACCUUGGUGAUGUGAGAUGAACUUGAGGUUAUUUUAGACUAUUGUGACUCUAUUUCCUUAUUUAAUGAUGAGAGGAAGUCUAUGUGUACUUAGGGUGCUGUGUGUGUGUGUGUCUCUUCCUACAACAACUCAAAGUCUGUUGAAACAUUGAAGGUACCAGUGACCCCUUCCAUAUAUGCUUCCCGUGUCUAUGUAUGUGUGUGUGUGUGUGUGUGUGUGUGUGUGUGUGUGUGUGUGUGUGUGUGUGUGUGUGUGUGUGUGUGUCUCGCCCUGCUCUUUUAACUCGCCCGCAGAACAAAGAGGAGAUGUAGGUGGUAAGCUAACAAGAUCACAGAGGACCUAAAGGUUUCCACCAAAGGGAAAUGGGCAGGAAAACUACGGCCGACCCCCAAAACAGCCUCCCACCUCUUUGCCCUUGGGUGGGUUUGAGGUCAUGUUUUCCCUUUGUUUCUUGUGAUUUUGGUUUUAAUUAUUUUAAAUGUAUAGCUGUCUUUUUUUCCCCUUCUCUUCAGUGCCUUUUUUUGUAACAAAGUCUCCUAUAGUGUCCCCCUUUGGGGUUUGCCGGUAUUAUAUGAAGGGUUUUUUUUUCUUUAAAUAUGUUAACGCUCACUCCAGUCACAGGGAAAUGGAGCCGGUUUGGAACAUCUCUGUAACACACUGUAUUUAUUUAUCAAACUUGGAGAGCAGGGAGCGAUGCAAUCCCAGGUGGACUUCAUUCUCUUCUCCAUACAAUAGAUAUAAAUAUCACUCUAACCUUUUCUAUGGUUUAUGUCUUAUCAUAAAUGGCUAUCAAAAUGUAUUCCCUACUCUGUACGUGCAACACUUUAAAUUGUGGGUUGUCCUGCAUGUUUUAUAUAUUGCAAUUUACAUUAAAUAUCCC